Pseudogymnoascus verrucosus is the source of this 2305-nucleotide messenger RNA. RefSeq lists its product as uncharacterized. Gene Ontology annotation, biological process: DNA-templated transcription. Bases 513 to 2228 code for a protein of 571 amino acids. Lineage: Eukaryota; Fungi; Ascomycota; Leotiomycetes; Thelebolales; Thelebolaceae. The transcript has 6 exons. Gene Ontology annotation, cellular component: nucleus. The record is from RefSeq and is a predicted model, not a curated record. Gene Ontology annotation, molecular function: DNA binding; zinc ion binding.
AAUGUACGCCACUCCCACCAUCUAUUAUCUAUCCUCUCAUAUUAAUCAACUUAGACCCUUAUUAUCCAAACCAGAUAUCUGCAAAUGUACAGUCAACAAGACCUCAGCCCUUCAGCUUUGCGAGACACGACAUCGACUACGAGUACAAGAAGCUCUGGCAAUUUGAAUCGUGGAGAGGAAGAUAGUGCCUCAAAAUACCGGGUGUGUAGCAACUGCAAGAGAUUGAAAAGAAAAUGCAACCUCGAACGGCCGACAUGCUCAAGGUGCCGAACGAGUGGUUAUACCUGCCAAUACGAGGGUAAAAAGAGACGGCCUGGUCCUGCUAAAGGUUCGGUAUCCUCGAAGACGAGAGAUAUGUCAUUCAGAUUGAGUUAGUCAGUUCAUUCCUGACUCUGAUGAUUUGGCAUUAAUUAUAGUUGGAAGAUCAUCUUGAAGGCUUAUUACAAGGCCUCCAUGGCCAAUUAGCAUCGGGACAGAAUGCCAUACCAGGUUAUUACACGCAAGAUUCCGAAAUGCAACCGCUAGCAUACCAUAAUCCACUCGCCGUCGAUUUUUUGCAGGGCUAUGAGCAGCAGAACUUCACAUACCCCAUCCUGGGCCCAAACAGCAACGGCCCAUUGCAGGCAGUGACGAACAUGGAAUCACUGUUACAGUUUUCGCCAUCUCUCGAAGGCAACCCUGUUAGGACCGAAGAUAGUCCACCUUUUUCUGUUGAACAACCAGUCAUGUCGCCAGUCAUUAGUGCGUCAACAUUGUUUUCUGCUAGCACAUUAGCUGAAGAUUCCAAACAGCUUCUUAUCUGUCUAUACUUCGAUCAUAUUCAACCCAUCUUCCCCAUGUUCCGCAAGCCUAUGUUCCACCAAAGGUUUCACGAAAACCAAAUCCCCGAAAGCCUUCUCAACGCCAUGUUUGCUAUGUCGUCGAGAUUUGUCCCGACGUCUGAUGUUUUUCGAGUCUUUGGGAAGUUCUCUACACCAUGGGAGAAUUUUGCAAAGCUUGCACACCAACAGUCCCAUAAUAGGCUUGAAGAAAACAGCGCAAUAUGUCUAGAUGAUAUUAAAACCGCAUGUCUAUUGGCUAUCCAUGAGUAUACCAAUUAUCCCGGCCGUAAGGCAUGGAUGUAUGUCGGAAAUGCUGUGCGACUGUCUCUUGCUAGUCGACUUCAUCAGAUUGAUAUUAAGGGAAACUCGUGUGGCUUGUCCGAUGCGGAUCGAGAAGAAUGGAGAUUUGUAUGGUGGGCAAUAUGGAAAUUGGAUUCAACGAUCAAUGUUACCGCCGUAAUGCCAUUUGGAAUAGAUUGCCAUACAAUUGGCUCCGCGCUGGUUUCGACAACAGUUGCAGAUUUUACGAAUGGAAUUACAAAACAGUCCACCGGGACGCUUUUGGACACCGACUCAGCCAAAUCAUGGAGGGCAGUCCGAGAAAUGCAGUCUCUUGAUCCCGGAGAUGGAUUUAAUAUCCACCUUCUCGCCGUGUCACUACUUCGGGGCGUAUCUCAAUGCCAGCAGCGCCUCUAUGCAAACUCAACGCCAGAGGAAAUUGCUCGUAUGAUGGCUCUCAGAAACACAUUUUCAUGCAUGCGUCUCGCUUUACCAGCCUGGUACUUCAAUGCCGCUAAGCGUCCAUCAGAGCAGUUUCAUUCCCACAGACAUAGACUCGAAACGAUAAUUAUGUUUCACACCGCACACUUGAUAAUCAACGAGCCAGUGAGAACCUUAGGCACUGAACAAGCACAUAGAAUAACAGGGGACUCCCUCAGCUGCUGGCAAAGCAGUAUUACUUAUGCGGAGGAUCUCGCAGGUGUUUUCCACCAUUGGGAAUCGGAAUACUUCGCUGUUGCGGAUCCUGUGAUAAGCUGUGCGAUAUGGCAUGCGCACUGUGGGUUGACCAUUCACAAAAUGUCUUUUACCGACGACGGCAAUUCGGAAGUAGCUACAAGGAUCGAUAACGCCCUCGAUCUGCUGAGUAUUUCACUGGAGAACUUUGCGCGUUGGUGGCAGAUCGCGCGCAUACUCCAAGACUCUCUCAAAGUAUUUCAGAUGUGGAGCUGGGUACACUUGGACGUGUCGAAAAUCACCGAGGUUGUUGCACAGAUUCGGCGAGCAAUUAACCCAGAUUCUGUGGAACCUGGGGUGGUUGAUGUAUCGCUUAUAUGCUCCUCUAUUCCGGACGAUACUCUGGACGGGAAUGAAGAAAAUAGGGUUUGGACGACGGAUAUCCUCGAAUAGAUUUAAAGUAAUGCAGAUUAUGAGAAUUGUAGAUUCUCCCUAGUUUAUGUAUCCCAGCAUCCAAGCAACAGUCACAU